AUGAAGUCCACCCACAAUGACCAGUUCUGCAGCACAUGGGGAAACUUCCACUUUAAGACUUUUGAAGGAGACUUCUUUCAGCUCCCCUCCACCUGCACCUAUGUCCUGGCUUCUGACUGCAAGGACAGUUACGAGAGCUUCAAUAUUCAGUUCCAACGACAGAAUGAAAAUGGAACCACCAUCAUUAAAAAGAUCACAAUAAAACUGGAUGGGAGAGUUGUGGAGGUAGACUGCACUGGCGUCAGUGUCGAUGAUAAAUUUGUUCCUCUUCCAUUCAGUCAGCAUGGUAUUUCUAUUGGAAAAACUAUGGACAAUAUUAAAAUCAAGGCAAAACUGGGUUUGACAAUCACUUGGAAUAAAGAAGACAGUCUCUGGAUUGAGCUGGAUGAAAAAUUCAAGAAUGAGAUGUGUGGCCUGUGUGGUCAUUUCGACAGUGUCCAAGAUUUUGAAACAAAGGCUGAAGCUAUUGAGGAACUUCGGAAGAACUGGAAACAGGAAUGUCCUAAUGAUGAAGUAAUCUUUACGCCAGAUGAUCAAACGUGUGCAAAGCAGAAAGACCUCUGUGAGAACUUGCUGACGGGGCCUGCUUUCCUCAGCUGUCAAGAUCUGCUUGACACCGACUCCUUCAUCAAAGCCUGUGUGCAGGACCUGUGCUUCUGUAACAGCAGCACAUCAUGCCUGUGUUCAACUGUGUCAGAGUUUUCCCGUCAGUGCGCUCAUGCAGGCGGGGAACCACAGAAAUGGAAGACAGAACAGCUGUGUGCAAAACAAUGCCCUUUCAACAUGGAGUAUCAGGAAUGUAGCAGUCCCUGCACUGACACCUGCAGCAACCCUCAGAGAAGCCAAGUGUGUGAUGAUCACUGCGUGGAUGGAUGCUUCUGUCCACCUGGGACUAUCUUUGACGACAUCAGACAGAGUGGGUGUGUUCCUGUUGGCCAGUGUUCCUGCUUACACAAUGGCAAGCCAUACAAACCAGGGGAAUCAUACUCUAAGGCUUGUAGAAAAUGCACCUGUACCCAGGGACAGUGGGACUGUAAGGACACGGAUUGUCUCAGUAUCUGCUCUGUGCUGGGUGGAUCCCACAUCUCCACCUUUGAUGACAAAACAUACACAUUUCAUGGAGACUGCUCUUAUGUUCUUACCAAGGAAAUGAAUGGGAUUUUUACUGUCCUUGGUGAUCUGAAUAGCUGUUCCAGAUCAUCCAAAUCAACUUGCCUGACUGCAGUCACUCUUCUACUGCCUAAGCAAAGGAUGUUUGAAGUUAAAGCAGACGGACAGCUUUGGUAUAACAAAAUGAUGGCACAACUGCCACUUUUCACAGAUGAUGUAACCAUUUUCAGACAAUCAUCAUUCUUCAUUGUAAUCAGCACCUCCUAUGGACUGCAUCUGGAGAUUCAGUUGACACCAAUCAUGCAGGUUUACAUCAAAGCCAGCAUGUCCACUAAAGGCAAAGUAAUGGGUCUUUGUGGAGAUUUUAAUGAUGUGGAAGCUGAUGACUUCAAAACUAUGAAUGGACUGAUUGAAGGAACAUCUGGGAUAUAUGCCAACACAUGGAAGACCCAAACAAGCUGCCCUGAUGUAAAAAACAUAAUGGGGGAUCCCUGUAGUCAUAGUGUUGAUUUAGAAAAAUAUGCCAAACACUGGUGCUCCAUGCUCUCGGACCCAAAAGGGGUUUUCUCCAAGUGUCACUCUGAAAUAAACCCUGAAGUUUAUGAAGAUUCUUGUGUUUAUGAUACCUGCACCUGUGUGGAUAGUGAGAAGUGCAUGUGUGCUGCUUUAUCCUCCUACGUUCAAGCAUGCGCCGCUGAAGAUGUCUCCCUGAGUGGAUGGAGGGACGUCGUAUGCAAGAAUUACACAACUAGAUGCCCAUCAAACCUUGUGUAUGGCUACCAAAUGGAAAGCUGUGGGCGCACCUGUCGCUCUCUAAGUCAAUCAGACUUAACAUGUAAGGUUAAAAGUACUCCACUUGAUGGCUGCGGCUGUGCUAAAGGAACAUACCUAAAUGAGGAUGGAGAGUGCGUGUCAGCCUCAAAAUGCCCCUGUUAUGUGGACGACACAAUGGUAGCUCCAGGCGGUGUGAUUAAGGUCCACAGACAAAAAUGGGAUCCAGCUUUGUCUGAGGCGUCCUCGCUCAAAGACGAGGUUGUGCUCACUGAGUUUGUUCAUGCAUGCACCAGUCCAAUGGUAUAUUUCAACUGCUCAAGUGCAACGCCUGGUGCAACAGGAUCAGAGUGCCAAAAAAGCUGCCAAACACCGAAUCCAGAAUGUGGCAAUAAAAAGUGUAUCUCAGGCUGUGUGUGUCCAGCUGGCCUGCUGUCAGAUGAUAAAGGAGGAUGUAUUGCAGAAGAUGACUGUCCCUGCACAUAUCAAGGAGAGUCUUAUGAAUCUGGAAAGACUGUCACUGUAGACUGCAACACCUGCACUUGCAAAGGCAGAAAAUGGGAAUGCACAGAUCACCAGUGCGGUGCAACCUGUACCACAUAUGGAGAAGGACAUUUCAUCACAUUUGAUGAUAAGAAGUUCUCCUUUAUUGGUGACUGUGGAUAUGUUUUCGCCCAGGACUACUGUGGGGACCAAAUGAAUGGCACCUUUAUGGUUACAAGGGAGAGCAUCCCAUGUGGUUCAUCUGAAAGCAUCUGCUCCACUGCAAUCAAGCUCUACUUAGGGAACAAAGAAAUUGUUCUUUCAGAGGAAGAUAUUAAAGUAAUCAAACAAAGCAAAGGAGAUGACAUACCCUAUAAAGUUCACACUUCUGGUAUGUACCUUGUCAUUGAGGCAGAGAAUGGUCUUGUUCUCAUUUGGAAUAAAAAGACAACACUGAUGAUCAAACUCAGCUCUGAUUUCAAGGGAAAAGUCUGCGGUCUUUGCGGGAACAAUGAUGGGAAUGUAAAGAAUGAUUUCACCACCAGGAGCAAAGAAGUUGUGGUUGAAGCUCUUGUGUUUGGAAACAGUUGGAAAGUGGCAGCCACUUGUCCUGACGCAAAAGCACCAAAGAAUCCCUGCAGCCUAUACUCACACAGGCAGGCAUGGGCAUUGAAACACUGCAGCAUUAUCAACAGUAACGUAUUUGCUGCUUGUCAUUCAAAGGUGGAUCCACAAAACUACCAUGACGCUUGUGUGAAAGACACUUGUGCCUGCAAUACAGGAGGAGAUUGUGAGUGUUUCUGCUCGGCUGUUGCAGCCUACGCAGCAGCCUGUAAUAAGGCCGGGGCAUGUGUGAGAUGGAGAACUCCCACUAUCUGCCCUCUUUUCUGUGAUUUCUACAACCCUGAUGGAGAAUGUGAAUGGCAUUAUGAACCAUGUGGAAAACCAUGCAUGAAGACUUGCAGAAAUCCUUCAGGAAAGUGCUACAAUCAAAUUCCAGCAUUAGAAGGCUGUUAUCCGAGGUGCCCACCUGAAAGAUCUUACUUGGAAGAAGUAACCAUGAAGUGUGUGCCAAAAGAGGAAUGUGGCUGUUAUGAUACCAAUGGCAAGCAUUAUAAAGAAGGGGAGCUUCUACCUUCAACAGAAAACUGUUACGAAUGUUAUUGCUCUUCAACAGAAGCAAAAUGUAAUUAUAAUGUCCAAGCUUGUACCUGCUUAUACAAAGGGCGUACAUACUAUUAUGGUGAUACAAUAUAUAACACACAUGAUGGAGAUGGCACCUGCAUCACAGCAAAUUGUGGAGAAAACGGAAAUAUUUCAAGAAUAUUUAAGCCUUGCACAUCAUCACCCACAACGACCAAAACACCGACAACAACAGUCUUUACUUUUGACACAAGUGUCACUGCAAAGACUACAACUCCAAAAGUGUCAACUGAGGCUGUAGCCACAAGCACAGAGAAACCCACAACAACCACAGUGGCAGAAACACCCACCACAACAACCACAAGCACAGAGGAACCUGUUACAAGUGCUGGAACCAGUGAAAAACCCACCACAACCACAGCUGGAGUUGUGACAAAGCCAGUGGUUACAACUGAACCAUCAACAGGACCUGUUGUUAGUGUUACAACUGCAGUCACAGAGAGGCCCACCACAGCACCCACAACAACUGAGAGACCUACCAUAACCACAGGGAAGGUCACAGAAAUAUCCCCCACAACCUCAAGUGGAAAACCCAGUACAUCCGCAGCCACAGAAGAACCCAGCUUCACAACAGCCACAGAAAAGCCCACCACAACCACUACAGUCACUGAGAAACCCACCACGAUAGCCACAGGAGAGCCAGAAACUACGGCUACCACCACCCCCAAGGAACCCACCACAACACCCGAAGACUGCUUUGAAUGUUCUUGGACAAAAUGGAGCAACAAUAGUUAUCCUACAUCUGGGCCCAAAGGUGGUGACUCUGAAUCUAUUGAUGACAUUCCUAACCUAAAUGUUUGCAGCAAGCCUCUGGAAAUAGAGUGCAGAGCAAGCGAGUAUGAAGACACACCUCUGGAAGAGCUUGGUCAAAAUGUCACAUGUGAUCCAUCAGUUGGUUUAAAAUGUAACAACAAAGACCAACGUAAUCCACCUCCAUUAUGUCAUGAUUAUAAAAUACGCGUCAAAUGCUGCAUCAAUAAAUGUGCAACAUCAACUGCAACAACAUCCUCAUCAAGACCAAACACAGAAACCUUACCUCCGACCACAACAACAACAUCAGGACAAACAACAGAACAGCCUGGCACUACCUCUGCUGCCAGCACAGAGAAACCCACCACAACAACCACAAGCACAGAGAAACCUGUCACAAGUGCUGGGACAAGUGAAAAACCCACCACAACCACAGUGGCAGAAACGCCCACCACAACAACCACAAGCACAGAGGAACCUGUUACAAGUGCUGGAACCAGUGAAAAACCCACCACAACCACAGCUGGAGUUGUGACAAAGCCAGUGGUUACAACUGAACCAUCAACAGGACCUGUUGUUAGUGUUACAACUGCAGUCACAGAGAGGCCCACCACAGCACCCACAACAACCGAGAGACCUACCAUAACCACAGGGAAGGUCACAGAAAUAUCCCACACAACCUCAAGUGGAAAACCCAGUACAUCCGCAGCCACAGAAGAACCCAGCUCCACAACAGCCACAGAAAAGCCCACCACAACCACUACAGUCACUGAGAAACCCACCACGAUAGCCACAGGAGAGCCAGAAACUACGGCUACCACCACCCCCAAGGAACCCACCACAACACCCGAAGACUGCUUUGAAUGUUCUUGGACAAAAUGGAGCAACAAUAGUUAUCCUACAUCUGGGCCCGAAGGUGGUGACUCUGAAUCUAUUGAUGACAUUCCUAACCUAAAUGUUUGCAGCAAGCCUCUGGAAAUAGAGUGCAGAGCAAGCGAGUAUGAAGACACACCUCUGGAAGAGCUUGGUCAAAAUGUCACAUGUGAUCCAUCAGUUGGUUUAAAAUGUAACAACAAAGACCAACGUAAUCCACCUCCAUUAUGUCAUGAUUAUAAAAUACGCGUCAAAUGCUGCAUCAAUAAAUGUGCAACAUCAACUGCAACAACAUCCUCAUCAAGACCAAACACAGAAACCUUACCUCCAACCACAACAACAUCAGGACAAACAACAGAACAGCCUGGCACUACCUCUGCUGCCAGCACAGAGAAACCCACCAAAACAACAACAAGCACAGAGAAACCUGUCACAAGUGCUGGGACAAGUGAAAAACCCACCACAACCACAGUGGCAGAAACGCCCACCACAACAACCACAAGCACAGAGAAACCUGUCACAAGUGCUGGGACAAGUGAAAAACCCACCACAACCACAGUGGCAGAAACGCCCACCACAACAACCACAAGCACAGAGGAACCUGUUACAAGUGCUGGAACCAGUGAAAAACCCACCACAACCACAGCUGGAGUUGUGACAAAGCCAGUGGUUACAACUGAACCAUCAACAGGACCUGUUGUUAGUGUUACAACUGCAGUCACAGAGCGGCCCACCACAGCACCCACAACAACUGAGAGACCUACCAUAACCACAGGGAAGGUCACAGAAAUAUCCCUCACAACCUCAAGUGGAAAACCCAGUACAUCCGCAGCCACAGAGGAACCCAGCUUCACAACAGCCACAGAAAAGCCCACCACAACCACUACAGUCACUGAGAAACCCACCACGAUAGCCACAGGAGAGCCAGAAACUACAGCUACCACCACCCCCAAGGAACCCACCACAACACCCGAAGACUGCUUUGAAUGUUCUUGGACAAAAUGGAGCAACAAUAGUUAUCCUACAUCUGGGCCCGAAGGUGGUGACUCUGAAUCUAUUGAUGACAUUCCUAACCUUAAUGUUUGCAGCAAGCCUCUGGAAAUAGAGUGCAGAGCAAGCGAGUAUGAAGACACACCUCUGGAAGAGCUUGGUCAAAAUGUCACAUGUGAUCCAUCAGUUGGUUUAAAAUGUAACAACAAAGACCAACGUAAUCCACCUCCAUUAUGUCAUGAUUAUAAAAUACGCAUCAAAUGCUGCAUCAAUAAAUGUGCAACAUCAACUGCAACAACAUCCUCAUCAAGACCAAACACAGGAACCUUACCUCCGACCACAACAACAUCAGGACAAACAACAGAACAGCCUGGCACUACCUCUGCUGCCAUCACAGAGAAACCCACCACAACAACCACAAGCACAGAGAAACCUGUCACAAGUGCUGGGACAAGUGAAAAACCCACCACAACCACAGUGGCAGAAACGCCCACCACAACAACCACAAGCACAGAGAAACCUGUCACAAGUGCUGGGACAAGUGAAAAACCCACCACAACCACAGUGGCAGAAACGCCCACCACAACAACCACAAGCACAGAGGAACCUGUUACAAGUGCUGGAACCAGUGAAAAACCCACCAUCACCACAGCUGGAGGUGUGACAACGUCAGUGGUUACUACUGAACCAUCAACAGGACCUGUUGUUAGUGUUACAACUGCAGUCACAGAGAGGCCCACCACAGCACCCACAACAACCGAGAGACCUACCAUAACCACAGGGAAGGUCACAGAAAUAUCCCCCACAACCUCAAGUGGAAAACCCAGUACAUCCGCAGCCACAGAGGAACCCAGCUCCACAACAGCCACAGAAAAGCCCACCACAACCACUACAGUCACUGAGAAACCCACCACGAUAGCCACAGGAGAGCCAGAAACUACGGCUACCACCACCCCCAAGGAACCCACCACAACACCCGAAGACUGCUUUGAAUGUUCUUGGACAAAAUGGAGCAACAAUAGUUAUCCUACAUCUGGGCCCGAAGGUGGUGACUCUGAAUCUAUUGAUGACAUUCCUAACCUAAAUGUUUGCAGCAAGCCUCUGGAAAUAGAGUGCAGAGCAAGCGAGUAUGAAGACACACCUCUGGAAGAGCUUGGUCAAAAUGUCACAUGUGAUCCAUCAGUUGGUUUAAAAUGUAACAACAAAGACCAACGUAAUCCACCUCCAUUAUGUCAUGAUUAUAAAAUACGCGUCAAAUGCUGCAUCAAUAAAUGUGCAACAUCAACUGCAACAACAUCCUCAUCAAGACCAAACACAGAAACCUUACCUCCGACCACAACAACAUCAGGACAAACAACAGAACAGCCUGGCACUACCUCUGCUGCCAGCACAGAGAAACCCACCACAACAACCACAAGCACAGAGAAACCUGUCACAAGUGCUGGGACAAGUGAAAAACCCACCACAACCACAGUGGCAGAAACGCCCACCACAACAACCACAAGCACAGAGGAACCUGUUACAAGUGCUGGAACCAGUGAAAAACCCACCAUCACCACAGCUGGAGGGAAGGUCACAGAAAUAUCCCACACAACCUCAAGUGGAAAACCCAGUACAUCCGCAGCCACAGAAGAACCCAGCUCCACAACAGCCACAGAAAAGCCCACCACAACCACUACAGUCACUGAGAAACCCACCACGAUAGCCACAGGAGAGCCAGAAACUACGGCUACCACCACCCCCAAGGAACCCACCACAACACCCGAAGACUGCUUUGAAUGUUCUUGGACAAAAUGGAGCAACAAUAGUUAUCCUACAUCUGGGCCCGAAGGUGGUGACUCUGAAUCUAUUGAUGACAUUCCUAACCUAAAUGUUUGCAGCAAGCCUCUGGAAAUAGAGUGCAGAGCAAGCGAGUAUGAAGACACACCUCUGGAAGAGCUUGGUCAAAAUGUCACAUGUGAUCCAUCAGUUGGUUUAAAAUGUAACAACAAAGACCAACGUAAUCCACCUCCAUUAUGUCAUGAUUAUAAAAUACGCGUCAAAUGCUGCAUCAAUAAAUGUGCAACAUCAACUGCAACAACAUCCUCAUCAAGACCAAACACAGAAACCUUACCUCCGACCACAACAACAUCAGGACAAACAACAGAACAGCCUGGCACUACCUCUGCUGCCAGCACAGAGAAACCCACCACAACAACCACAAGCACAGAGAAACCUGUCACAAGUGCUGGGACAAGUGAAAAACCCACCACAACCACAGUGGCAGAAACGCCCACCACAACAACCACAAGCACAGAGGAACCUGUUACAAGUGCUGGAACCAGUGAAAAACCCACCAUCACCACAGCUGGAGGUGUGACAACGUCAGUGGUUACAACUGAACCAUCAACAGGACCUGUUGUUAGUGUUACAACUGCAGUCACAGAGAGGCCCACCACAGCACCCACAACAACCGAGAGACCUACCAUAACCACAGGGAAGGUCACAGAAAUAUCCCACACAACCUCAAGUGGAAAACCCAGUACAUCCGCAGCCACAGAAGAACCCAGCUCCACAACAGCCACAGAAAAGCCCACCACAACCACUACAGUCACUGAGAAACCCACCACGAUAGCCACAGGAGAGCCAGAAACUACGGCUACCACCACCCCCAAGGAACCCACCACAACACCCGAAGACUGCUUUGAAUGUUCUUGGACAAAAUGGAGCAACAAUAGUUAUCCUACAUCUGGGCCCGAAGGUGGUGACUCUGAAUCUAUUGAUGACAUUCCUAACCUAAAUGUUUGCAGCAAGCCUCUGGAAAUAGAGUGCAGAGCAAGCGAGUAUGAAGACACACCUCUGGAAGAGCUUGGUCAAAAUGUCACAUGUGAUCCAUCAGUUGGUUUAAAAUGUAACAACAAAGACCAACGUAAUCCACCUCAAUGUUUGAACUAUAAAAUACGCGUCAAAUGCUGCAUCAAUAAAUGUGCAACAUCAACUGCAACAACAUCUUCAACAACACCAAACACAGGAACCUUACCUCCGACCACAACAACAUCAGGACAAACAACAGAACAGCCUGGCACUACCUCUGCUGCCAUCACAGAGAAACCCACCACAACAACCACAAGCACAGAGAAACCUGUCACAAGUGCUGGGACAAGUGAAAAACCCACCACAACCACAGUGGCAGAAACGCCCACCACAACAACCACAAGCACAGAGAAACCUGUUACAAGUGCUGGGACCAGUGAAAAACCCACCAUCACCACAGCUGGAGGUGUGACAACGUCAGUGGUUACUACUGAACCAUCAACAGGACCUGUUGUUAGUGUUACAACUGCAGUCACAGAGAGGCCCACCACAGCACCCACAACAACCGAGAGACCUACCAUAACCACAGGGAAGGUCACAGAAAUAUCCCACACAACCUCAAGUGGACAACCCAGUACAUCCGCAGCCACAGAAGAACCCAGCUCCACAACAGCCACAGAAAAGCCCACCACAACCACUACAGUCACUGAGAAACCCACCACGAUAGCCACAGGAGAGCCAGAAACUACGGCUACCACCACCCCCAAGGAACCCACCACAACACCUGAAGACUGCUUUGAAUGUUCUUGGACAAAAUGGAGCAACAAUAGUUAUCCUACAUCUGGGCCCGAAGGUGGUGACUCUGAAUCUAUUGAUGACAUUCCUAACCUAAAUGUUUGCAGCAAGCCUCUGGAAAUAGAGUGCAGAGCAAGCGAGUAUGAAGACACACCUCUGGAAGAGCUUGGUCAAAAUGUCACAUGUGAUCCAUCAGUUGGUUUAAAAUGUAACAACAAAGACCAACGUAAUCCACCUCCAUUAUGUCAUGAUUAUAAAAUACGCGUCAAAUGCUGCAUCAAUAAAUGUGCAACAUCAACUGCAACAACAUCCUCAUCAAGACCAAACACAGAAACCUUACCUCCAACCACAACAACAUCAGGACAAACAACAGAACAGCCUGGCACUACCUCUGCUGCCAGCACAGAGAAACCCACCAAAACAACAACAAGCACAGAGAAACCUGUCACAAGUGCUGGGACAAGUGAAAAACCCACCACAACCACAGUGGCAGAAACGCCCACCACAACAACCACAAGCACAGAGAAACCUGUCACAAGUGCUGGGACAAGUGAAAAACCCACCACAACCACAGUGGCAGAAACGCCCACCACAACAACCACAAGCACAGAGGAACCUGUUACAAGUGCUGGAACCAGUGAAAAACCCACCACAACCACAGCUGGAGUUGUGACAAAGCCAGUGGUUACAACUGAACCAUCAACAGGACCUGUUGUUAGUGUUACAACUGCAGUCACAGAGCGGCCCACCACAGCACCCACAACAACUGAGAGACCUACCAUAACCACAGGGAAGGUCACAGAAAUAUCCCUCACAACCUCAAGUGGAAAACCCAGUACAUCCGCAGCCACAGAGGAACCCAGCUUCACAACAGCCACAGAAAAGCCCACCACAACCACUACAGUCACUGAGAAACCCACCACGAUAGCCACAGGAGAGCCAGAAACUACAGCUACCACCACCCCCAAGGAACCCACCACAACACCCGAAGACUGCUUUGAAUGUUCUUGGACAAAAUGGAGCAACAAUAGUUAUCCUACAUCUGGGCCCGAAGGUGGUGACUCUGAAUCUAUUGAUGACAUUCCUAACCUAAAUGUUUGCAGCAAGCCUCUGGAAAUAGAGUGCAGAGCGUAUGAAGACACACCUCUGGAAGAGCUUGGUCAAAAUGUCACAUGUGAUCCAUCAGUUGGUUUAAAAUGUAACAACAAAGACCAACGUAAUCCACCUCCAUUAUGUCAUGAUUAUAAAAUACGCGUCAAAUGCUGCAUCAAUAAAUGUGCAACAUCAACUGCAACAACAUCCUCAUCAAGACCAAACACAGGAACCUUACCUCCGACCACAACAACAUCAGGACAAACAACAGAACAGCCUGGCACUACCUCUGCUGCCAUCACAGAGAAACCCACCACAACAACCACAAGCACAGAGAAACCUGUCACAAGUGCUGGGACAAGUGAAAAACCCACCACAACCACAGUGGCAGAAACGCCCACCACAACAACCACAAGCACAGAGAAACCUGUCACAAGUGCUGGGACAACUGGAGUUGUGACAAAGCCAGUGGUUACAACUGAACCAUCAACAGGACCUGUUGUUAGUGUUACAACUGCAGUCACAGAGCGGCCCACCACAGCACCCACAACAACUGAGAGACCUACCAUAACCACAGGGAAGGUCACAGAAAUAUCCCUCACAACCUCAAGUGGAAAACCCAGUACAUCCGCAGCCACAGAGGAACCCAGCUUCACAACAGCCACAGAAAAGCCCACCACAACCACUACAGUCACUGAGAAACCCACCACGAUAGCCACAGGAGAGCCAGAAACUACAGCUACCACCACCCCCAAGGAACCCACCACAACACCCGAAGACUGCUUUGAAUGUUCUUGGACAAAAUGGAGCAACAAUAGUUAUCCUACAUCUGGGCCCGAAGGUGGUGACUCUGAAUCUAUUGAUGACAUUCCUAACCUAAAUGUUUGCAGCAAGCCUCUGGAAAUAGAGUGCAGAGCAAGCGAGUAUGAAGACACACCUCUGGAAGAGCUUGGUCAAAAUGUCACAUGUGAUCCAUCAGUUGGUUUAAAAUGUAACAACAAAGACCAACGUAAUCCACCUCCAUUAUGUCAUGAUUAUAAAAUACGCGUCAAAUGCUGCAUCAAUAAAUGUGCAACAUCAACUGCAACAACAUCCUCAUCAAGACCAAACACAGGAACCUUACCUCCGACCACAACAACAUCAGGACAAACAACAGAACAGCCUGGCACUACCUCUGCUGCCAUCACAGAGAAACCCACCACAACAACCACAAGCACAGAGAAACCUGUCACAAGUGCUGGGACAAGUGAAAAACCCACCACAACCACAGUGGCAGAAACGCCCACCACAACAACCACAAGCACAGAGAAACCUGUCACAAGUGCUGGGACAAGUGAAAAACCCACCACAACCACAGUGGCAGAAACGCCCACCACAACAACCAUAAGCACAGAGGAACCUGUUACAAGUGCUGAAACCAGUGAAAAACCCACCAUCACCACAGCUGGAGGUGUGACAACGUCAGUGGUUACUACUGAACCAUCAACAGGACCUGUUGUUAGUGUUACAACUGCAGUCACAGAGAGGCCCACCACAGCACCCACAACAACCGAGAGACCUACCAUAACCACAGGGAAGGUCACAGAAAUAUCCCCCACAACCUCAAGUGGAAAACCCAGUACAUCCGCAGCCACAGAGGAACCCAGCUCCACAACAGCCACAGAAAAGCCCACCACAACCACUACAGUCACUGAGAAACCCACCACGAUAGCCACAGGAGAGCCAGAAACUACGGCUACCACCACCCCCAAGGAACCCACCACAACACCCGAAGACUGCUUUGAAUGUUCUUGGACAAAAUGGAGCAACAAUAGACAAACAACAGAACAGCCUGGCACUACCUCUGCUGCCAUCACAGAGAAACCCACCACAACAACCACAAGCACAGAGAAACCUGUCACAAGUGCUGGGACAAGUGAAAAACCCACCACAACCACAGCUGGAGGUGUGACAACGUCAGUGGUUACAACUGAACCAUCAACAGGACCUGUUGUUAGUGUUACAACUGCAGUCACAGAGAGGCCCACCACAGCACCCACAACAACUGAGAGACCUACCAUAACCACAGGGAAGGUCACAGAAAUAUCCCCCACAACCUCAAGUGGAAAACCCAGUACAUCCGCAGCCACAGAGGAACCCAGCUUCACAACAGCCACAGAAAAGCCCACCACAACCACUACAGUCACUGAGAAACCCACCACGAUAGCCACAGGAGAGCAAGAAACUACGGCUGCCACCACCCCCAAGGAACCCACCACAACACCCGAAGACUGCUUUGAAUGUUCUUGGACAAAAUGGAGCAACAAUAGUUAUCCUACAUAUCAUGCUGAUGGUGGUGAGUCUGAAUCAAUUGAUGACAUUCUUGAUCUAAAUGUAGAUGAGUGCGUUAAGCCUCUGGAAAUCGAGUGUAGAGCAAUGGAGCACAGACAUACACCUCUGGAAGAGCUUGGUCAAAAAGUCACAUGUGAUCCAUCAGUUGGUCUGAUAUGUGACAACGAUGACCAACUUUUUCCACCUCCAUUAUGUUAUGAUUAUGAAAUACGCGUCAAAUGCUGCAUCAAUAAAUGUGCAACAUCAACUGCAACAACAUCCUCAUCAAGACCAAACACAGGAACCUUACCUCCGACCACAACAUCAGGACAAACAACAGAACAGCCUGGCACUACCUCUGCUGCCAUCACAGAGAAACCCACCACAAAAACCACAAGCACAGCUGGAGUUGUGACAAAGCCAGUGGUUACAACUGAACCAUCAACAGGACCUGUUGUUAGUGUUACAACUGCAGUCACAGAGAGGCCCACCAAAACACCCACAACAACUACAAGAAAACCUGCCAAGUCAACUACUGAAAUGGAAGGAUCUACUGCUCCUGUAACAACAGAAGAAGCAAGCACCCUCUUUACACCCACAGAUCUGCCAACAACCCGUUGUUUCUGCACGUAUAUGGAUCAGAUUUUCUCUCCAGGAAGCCUCAUAUACAAUAAAACUGAUGGUGAUGGUUGGUGUUACACUGCAUACUGCAAUCUGAAUUGCCUUGUUGAGAAGGAUUCAAGACUAUGUCAGUCUACUACCCCACCAAGUUCUACCACUACCACAAGUUCUGGCAUUACAACACUAUCCAGCUCGACAUCUGCUGGUGCAGCAACCACAUUGAAGCCUUUCACAGACUGUUCGUAUCUUAAGCCGCCCCGAAAGAACGGUGACUCCUGGAGGUUAGACGACUGUAACACAGCAACAUGUGACAAUGGAAAGGUAACAACAGAGCAUGUGUCAUGUGCACCAGUGACAGUGCCUGUCUGUGAGAAUGGGCAGCCUCCAGUUAAGGUUUAUGAUGAAGAUGGCUGCUGUUUCCACUAUGAAUGCAGAUGUGUUUGCUCCGGCUGGGGAGAUCCGCAUUUUAUAACGUUUGAUGGCCAUUAUUACAGCUUCCAGGAAAACUGCACAUAUGUCCUAGUCAAAGAAAUCAUCCCUCAACACAAUUUUAAGAUUCUUAUUGACAAUGAAAACUGUAGAGGCACUGUAGAUGUGACUUGUCCCAAAUCUUUGAUUGUGUACUACAAAGACUAUGAAGUCAUUCUGACACAGGAUAGGAUUCCAAAGACAGUGAACAGGGUGUAUGUCAAUGGAAAGCAGGUAUUCCCAACCUACUCAAACGAUGACCUCAUCAUAACAAGCACAUCAAUUGAGCUGCUUUUGAGAAUCCCAGAAAUUGAAGCCAUUGUGAUGUUCAAGGGACUGUUAUUCAGUGUUGACCUGCCUUUUGCUCUCUUCCACAACAACACCGAGGGCCAGUGUGGUUACUGUGACAAUAACAAGAAAAAUGACUGCAGGUUACCAAAUGGCCAAAUUCAUCCAUCAUGUUCCGAGAUGGGACAUCAGUGGCAUGUACCAGAUAAGAAUAAACCAUAUUGUGAGGGGCCACGUCCUACACCAACACCGACAUCAGAACCACCACAACCCUGCAACACAGAUAUUUGUGAAAUAAUGAUCAGCAAGGUGUUUGAGGAAUGCCACAAAGAAAUACCACCAAAGUACUUUUAUGAGGCCUGUAAGUUUGACGUUUGCCACAUGACCACUUCUGAUGUCGGCUGUGCAAGUUUGGAGAUGUAUGCCAUGAUGUGUGCUGGAGCGUCAGUAUGUGUACCCUGGAGAAGUGCUACAAAUGGACUGUGUGAGUUUAAAUGUCCAGCAAAUAAAGUCUACAAACCUUGUGGACCAACUGUUGUACCAACCUGCAAUGCAAGAUACAAUGAGAAAUCAGCACAACAAUGCCAGGGAGAAAAUGGCAACCAGAAUCUUGCUUGUAAUGGAUAUAUGGAGGGAUGUUUCUGCCCAGAGGGAACAACAUUGUUCAGCUCAAAAUCUGACAUCUGUGUGACUUCCUGUUGCACUGGUCCUGAUGGUAAACCUAAAGAGCUUGGUGACUCUUGGAUGAGCAGCUGUCAGCGGUGCGUUUGUGAUGUUGACGGUGUUCAGUGUGAGCCACUCGCUUGUCCCACUCCAGAACCAGAGGUCUGUGAUGAAGAGGGUGAGGUGUUGGUGAGUCGCACAGUGGACUGCUGUGAGAGACUGAUAUGCGAAUGUGAUACAAGCCGCUGUACACUGCCAAAACAGAGGUGCCAGCUUGGAUUUGAGUUAGAGAUCCAGAUGUCAGAUGACAGUUGCUGUCCUUUGUAUGAAUGUGUUCCCAAAAAUGUCUGUAUCUUCAAUGAAACUGAAUACAAGGCUGGUAUGGAAUUCAACAAAGGCCCAUGUGAACAUUGCACAUGUACCGACAGAAAGGAGAUCGAUUCUCCAUUCAAUGCCAUUGAGUGUUACAUGCCAUAUUGCUUGGUCAAGUGUCCAGAGGGCUAUGAGACUGAACUCCAACCUGGACAAUGUUGUCCAUCAUGUAAAAAGACCAGCUGUGUGUUGGAGCUCCCAGGCUUGCCACCAAUAAUCUUUCAACCCUCUGAGUCUUGGUCUCCGCCAAAUGACAAAUGUACAAAGUAUGAGUGCCAAAAGGUGAAGGAUGACUUUGUAACCUCUAAAAAGGAAAUCUCAUGCCCUGCAUUUGACCCAGAGAACUGCAUACCUGGUACCGAGCAAAGCGACAAGAACGGUUGUUGUAGGACCUGCACCCCUCAUCACAGCUGUAAAAUGCACAGAAACACCACCUAUCUGCAGACUAAGAACUGCAAGUCAGCUGUGUCAGUGGAAAUCACAUCCUGUGUCGGAUCCUGUGGGGCGUCUUCAUCAAUGUAUUCUGCAGACAGUAACAGCAUGAUGCAUGAAUGCUCUUGCUGCCAAGAAAUGGCCACCAGCAAGAAGGAAGUGGAGAUGAUCUGUGAUGACGGCAGCAAAAUGAAGCACUCCUACAUUUCAGUGGACAAGUGUGGCUGUAACGUCGCCAAGUGUCCUCAGAACACCAAAGGCUAAGCUAGAUUGAGAAGAAAAUCUGACCAAAAGUCUUCUUAAACUUUAACAUUUCCUCUCUAAAAGCCUCAUAGAGAAUUAAGACACACUUCUGUGACUUUCGGGCCUAAAACUUCCUUCCCCCUCACUGUUUGCAUCCUGACUAAUCAUGUCAUCAGAUAUUCAUUUAUUAUCAGAGAGGGAGGCCUGAAUAUAGCAAUAUGAUAACAGCACAUAUUUGUGUCAUCUUUUCCCUGUAGGGUUUGAAGAGACUACUUUAUUUAAACUUCAUGUUGUGGUUAUUUCUGUUUAAAGGGUGUUUCUUCCUUUUACUGUGCAUGACUUGGGAGUUGAAAGACACAACUAUGAUUCAGAUAUACAAUGUAGCAGCUGUUCAACACUUAUCUCCUAAAGACAUUAAACAUAUCACAGUUAAGUGAACUAGUAAUUGAAUUAAAGGAAAAAUUUUCUGUUUGAGAUUUGAUUUGUGAAACUUCUACAAUUCUGAAUGUCCUCUGUGUCAUUAAAACCCAGGAUGUUUAAUUUCUGCUUUUUCAAAUUUACUUUG
Cheilinus undulatus (humphead wrasse) is the source of this 16822-nucleotide messenger RNA. Its product is annotated as mucin-5AC-like. Gene Ontology annotation, molecular function: protein binding. NCBI's taxonomy places the organism in Eukaryota, Metazoa, Chordata, Actinopteri, Labriformes, Labridae. Gene Ontology annotation, cellular component: extracellular matrix. The transcript has 49 exons. The coding region runs from base 1 to 16278 and encodes 5425 amino acids. The record is from RefSeq and is a predicted model, not a curated record.